CAGGGUAUUGCCGACGCUUGGGACCGAAAGGGGGCGAAAUGGAACUGUCACAAUCGACUUUAGAUGGUUUGAUAUUAGCAGGAGACAAUGCGCAUGUGUCCGAUAAAAGCUUGAGUGUGUUGGUAACCAGAGCAUUCGACGGACUUCUUGAUGAUCGACACAAAAAUCUGAUUUCUAAGGAUCCCUCAUUUCGAGGCACAGACCAGGCGAUUGUGAAGGAGGCGUAUGCAGCACUGGUCACUUUGGUUUCCGAGGCAUCAAAAUAUGACCUUGAUGUUUCUUCAUUGGGUUCUGUACUGGAGGAUUGCAAGUUUACUAAUGAGAGAAUAGAAAUCUUCAACAAAGUUUACACAGCCAAAAAACAGUUAAUGCAGAUUCUGCUGAGUAGUGUAGGAAAUACUCCACCACACAUUGUAGAUGUCGACUGGCGCUUGGAUUAUUAUAUUAAGAAUAACCACCUGGAGAGGGUCAAUGAAGCCGUGUAUCUCGUGUCUUUGAAAACUGAGGUGCCGGGAAGUCGCGAGUUGAAAGAAGUCCAAUUCUCCUGUACCCAGGAGCAAUUACAGGAUUUGGUGGGAAAACUAAAGGAUGCCUGCAAGUGCCUAGAGAAAGUCGGCCAGAUAUAAACUACCAGUAGCUAAGUGAAUGUUCGUGGGGGACCAAGCAGAGUGCAUGUUAAGUUAACAUAUGCCAAUUCCUCUAUGCUUCUGGUACAUGUUUAAGUUAUGAUAUGUAACAGAACAGGGACCUUAUUUCUACAAUAUGUGCUAGAUUUUAUAUUGGCAUCGGACAGUUAACAUCAAUAUGCACAUUUAUUUUGUUAUAUUCUAUGUUUGAAAUGUUACCUGUGCAAUAUUUUUGUAUCGAAAUAAAAAAUUAAAACAU
Mya arenaria is the source of this 885-nucleotide messenger RNA. Its product is annotated as COMM domain-containing protein 3-like. Lineage: Eukaryota; Metazoa; Mollusca; Bivalvia; Myida; Myidae. Bases 39 to 626 code for a protein of 195 amino acids. The record is from RefSeq and is a predicted model, not a curated record. Gene Ontology annotation, biological process: sodium ion transport. The transcript has 8 exons.